Molecule: messenger RNA, 3286 nt
Organism: Linum trigynum
Lineage: Eukaryota; Viridiplantae; Streptophyta; Magnoliopsida; Malpighiales; Linaceae
Source: the annotation of a GenBank genome assembly
CCCCUCAUAAUUGGAACAAUUAUAGAUAAAAAAAAAAGUGAAAAAGGAGAGCCAAUGACAAAUCAUAAUAAAAACUAAUCAAGAGAUAUUCUAAUAAAGAAUAAACUAGUGACCCUUUUAUGUCUCGUUAUUAUCGUGUCCAGGGUAUUCCGUAUUCCUUUUUACUCACUGGAGUCAGCCAGCCAGCCAGCCUUUAUUAAUUUGGUUUUGACAGAUGCACCAACCCCCUAGCUUUUCACCGUGGAUUGCGCCAUAUGUAUAGCCCUUUCAUUUAAUCCUCUGAUGGUACAAUAGUACCAUAUCAGCAAUUUUUAGGGUUUUUUUUUUUUACAGUAGGCUAAAUAGGUAAGUGAUUUUUAGCGAUAUGAAAUGGUUGAAUUACAGUUUCGAAAUAUUGAAGAUAACACAGUCAAGUUGGUCGGGAGUGUGGUAUUUCAGACCUGAGAUGUGUGGGGUCUCAAUUUCAAACCCUGCUACACCAUUUGGUGUUCCGGAAGGGACUGAAACUUCUAGCUUUUUGAGCAGGGAACUAAUGAUCUCUAUUCUACUAUUUUAUAGUACUUCCUCAAGGUUACACAUAUUAUUAAGUUUAAUACAAAAUUACGAGUAAGUUAUAGUAAGAUUGUUACAAUGUGUGCAUUAUUAACAAUGCAUCGUAUUUUUGGUUUUUUUUUUUUAAAUUAUACUCAUCGUUUUGUUGAUGUGAUGAAAACUAUCACUCAUUUAUCUCUAACAAAAAUUGAGAUUGUUAAGAUUGUUUUGAGAAGAUUGUUGGGUUUCUUUUUUGUUCCAAUUGUAUACCCCUAGUCAUAUAUAUAUAGUUCUAUUGUACAUCAGGCGAAACCUGAUGUAUGUCGUACACCAAUCAAUCUCCAACGUCUGCGUCCAUCUCAACGGCUAGCAUAAAUGAGGUAAUUUAUUUUUUAAUCCCGCAAACAAAGAACAUACAUUAAUACUAACCGUUAUGAUGGACGCGGAUAGUAUAAAUUGUCUGUCUAGUAUACGAUAAAAAUCACUAUAUAUAUAUAUAUAUAUAAAGAGUACAUUACAUCAUUUUCUUAGUUACAUGUAUAUUACAAUGUAUUGAUCACAAUUUAUAAUUUAAGUUUGACGAAAACCUUUAUAUAUCUCUGCCACUUACUUUAAUCAAUCAUAUGGCAUUAUUAACGAUGCAUGUGAUCCACGAGGGAGAGUGGGAGACUACAACUUAUGGUGGUGCCCAAUAUGGUCAAACGCCUAAAUAAAGAGGGUUGUUAUUUGUCGCCCAAAAUUUUACUAUUUGCCGCCCAUAAAAUUUGAAAAAAAAAUUCAGUUUUGCCCUUUUUAUUUUUCCAACAAAUUAUUUACCAAAACAGAAUCCCAAUCAACACAAAGAGGCGGAAGUUUUUUUUGCUAAAAGAAUUUUACGGCGAAAAAAACAGUUUCCGGCAACCAGAGGGAUGGUCUGACGGUGGAAGGCCUCUGAAGACGACGCCGAAGAUCGUACGCCUGCACUUGGUCCGAUGUCGGAGAUCGGGCGCCUGCACCUGGUCCAACGCCGUCACUGGUCCGAAUGCCGACAUCAGCUCUGGGAUCUCCGUCCGAAAGCUGACGUCGGACCGCGUCUGAACGCCGACGUCGGACCGCGUCCGAACGCCGACGUCGGACCGCGUCCGAACGCCGACGUCGGACCGCGCCCGAACUCCGACGUUGGACAACGCAUCUCAUUGGGACGAUUGAGAGAUGAUGAUGCCUGGAAAGCGGAUGAAGAUGGCGGAGGAAUCAUCACCGGAUGAAAAUAGAUGAAGGGGAACCGUCACCGGGAUUUGCGAGAUUUGCGAGAUGAAGGGGAAACCAUCACCGGGAUUUGUUAAUUGUCUAUUCCAUAAAAGAAAACACACGAGAAUUAAGGAGAUUGAAAUACAAUUAACAAUUCUUACCAAAAAAAAAAUACAAUUAACAAUAAAUGCCUCAAUUAAUCACCGGCGACCAGAUUUCCAGGCGACCCAAUAAAUGCCUCUAAAACUCUGGUGACCUCCAUGAGAGACGCGAGGUGUUGUUGUUAAUUAAUUUAGAAAGUUAAAUUAUCUAGGAUUGAAUCUAAUAAAAGGGCAAAAAUGUCAUUUUAUUUAAAAGUGUGGGCGGCAAAUAGUAAAUACUCGGGUGGCAAAUAUAGUUGACUAUUUGUCGUCCACACGAGAAAGUUGCUCCUUCAGUGUAGAUGGAUUCAUAUCUCUUUCACCUGUCGUCGUGUGAACAAAUGUGCCGAUUGGGUCGCUCGUAAUGCACGUUGUCUUUCUCUUCCGCCUGAUUGGAUCUCGGUCCUUUCUAUUGUGGCACCAUAGUUGUAAAUCCUUCCUCUUUCGGAAUUGAAUGAAUGAAAUCUUUAUUAAAAAAUAUAUAUAUAUAGUUGACUAAAUAAAGAGGUAGCUACUAGCCGACAAACAUUGGCUGUUAAGUGUUUCCAUCAUUUCCCUUUGGUCAGUAAAAAAGCAAAAAAGGAUCAAAGGAGAUCUUUUGUGAUUCAUACCCCACAUUACUAUCAGGUAUUAACUACCCUCAUGAUUUCACUUACCUUACAUUGACUAAAUUAUGAAGCAGCAGCUGGUAUAUGGUAUCAUAUAACAAAUCAUUUUUUUAGGGACAUAUAACAAAUCAUUUGAAUAUUCUUUUGCUUCGUGGAUUUGAAAAUGGAAGUUUUAGUAAAACUUGAGUUUUGUAAAACCAUGAAUAUAUGAAGGUAUUGGGUUCAUUAUAGACUUGUAAAAUACCAUUGUUUGUUUCAUUGAUUUAAUGAUAAAUUUGGUUAAUUAGAUUUGUGUGCAAAAAGUGAAAAUGACCUACAUUACCCUCAUUGAUAUGAGAUGAGAAAGAUAAAAGAGGGGUAGUUUGUUCAUAAAUGAUGGACUUUUAAAAUCCAUGAUCAAGUCUCACCUUAAGAGGUGAAAUUUUCACGUCCAUGGGAUCCAUGAAUUUGGACCCUUAAAGUCCAUGGGGCUCACGGAUUUGUUGCCAUCAAUACAUGAAGCAAACAAUAGACUUUGGACAAAGUCUAUGAUAGAUCCAAACUCAUCAAGCAAACAACCCAAAUUUGGGUAUUAACUAAACCCAAUUUAUCAGGGAUCAAAUCAAGUCUGGAUAAUAUUACUUUUGGUUCAUGCUCAUACUCAACUUAACUAUUUAGUACGUGUCUAUUAAUUACCUAAAAAAAAAUGAAUAUCCAACUCUAAUGUUGAUGUUUGCUUUUUUCUUUAUUCUAAAACAAACAUAAAUAUGGAAAUACCAAUAUUAAAGCUAUGAAUUGAUU